AUGUCAAGCCCUCGAAGAUCGGCUCUCGACCUGUCGAUACCCUACCUUCGGGAGGCAAUACUCUCCCUGGAUUCGAAGAUGGCGACGCUCCUGAGCGAACGAGACCUGCUGGAGCUGAGGUUGGAGCAAGCGGUCCGUAUGCACUCUCCUGUCCAGCGCAUGCCCAACGAUCUCCUCUCGUCGAUCUUCUCGAUUGCGGUCCUGGACGAAGAAGACGAGGACUCGAUCACCCUCUCGAACCUGAUGCUCGUGUGCCGGUGUUGGCGAGAGGUGGCGAUUAACUCUCCGAUGCUCUGGACGCGCAUCGCAAUGGGUACGCACCAUUCCAUAGACCGGGCGAUCCUCAAGCUCGACCGAUCCCGGACCGCUCCGUUGUACGUCUGCCUUGAUUUCAGCCCUCGCAUGGAACACGGCACCGUCUCUACCGAGAGUAUCAUUACGGCCAUGGAGCUCGUCCGUCCCGCAAUAUGGCGCUGGAAGACCUUCCAUCUGAUUGUACCAAGCCGGCCACAGGCCCAUGUCGCGCUCAGUCGGUGCAAGGAGCAGGCGCCACAGCUCGAGGUCUUCUCCGUCCGCGUCUCCCAUUCGAUGCAGGAAGACCACUAUUCAAAGCCGCCGCUUUCCCUGUUCGAACGCACUACGCCUCGGCUACGGACCUCGUCCUUCACCUCGUUCAGUUUCGGAUGGGACCUCGCGCUCUUGAGCAAUCUCCGCGUACUCAAGCUCGGCGGUUAUUGGAACGGGCUCUCUCCUUCCGUCGACACUCUGCUCAAGACCUUGCGCUCGUGUCCGCAGCUAGAGGAGCUGGUCCUGCGGAAUAUGUCCGACGUCGACCCGGACGGCUGUACGACGCUCAUUCCGGAGGCCUCGGAGCAUGACGAUCACGUCCUGGCACGCGCAUCGGACACGCGUUCGAUCUCCCUGCCGCGGCUUCGCAAAGCUUCGUUCUACUACUCCGGCAAUCUGCGCACCCGAACCGUGCUCACCCUGCUCUCGUUCCCGGCGCUAGAACGCAUCGAGCUGUGCUAUCUGGACAACGUCUCUCCGAUGCUGGAGGCUCUGCGCAGGCAGUCCCUCACCGUCCUCCCGCUGCGUCACUUGCGGAUCGAGUCCUGCUUCUUCAACGAACUUCGCUUUGCUCGGUUGUUGCCGCGCCUGACCUCGCUGACAUCCUUGGAGCUCGUCGAUGUGGAGGACGUGACAUCGAAUCUCAUGCGAAACCUUGCCACCCCUCCGGUCUCCCAGACCUGGGUGUGUCCCAGACUGAGCACGCUCUCGGUGGAAGGAUGCACGUCGCUGGAAUGGGAAACCCUCCGCGCAAUCGUCGAGUCCCGCCUGCCUCCCCAUUCCCGCGCGUUCCCGCGUCAGACCGCCCCCCCACACGUCCCACAAGCACCCGCGAGCCAGCCGGCGAUCUCAAGCGCGUCCGGCCACCACCACCGGCAAGCCAUGUCGUCCUCGGCCACGGUUUCCUCUGCCUCUUCCUCGGCUUCCGCGUUUGCCGCCUCCGCGCACAUCCUGUCGCGGCAGCCGUCGGUGCCCGUCCUCUCGUCCGCGUCGCAGACGGUUGGCCGUCCUGUCCGGAUCGAGUCCAUCGACCUCACGCGCUGUCCCCAGGUCAGCAAGGAGAUGGUGCAGUGGCUGCGCAUGUACGUCGCCGAUGUCAAGUGCGAGACUGUGAAGAGCAUCUGGGGCGAGCCGGACUUGUCAUAG
Messenger RNA from Dichomitus squalens LYAD-421 SS1, 1713 nucleotides. RefSeq lists its product as uncharacterized. The transcript has 2 exons. The record is from RefSeq and is a predicted model, not a curated record. Bases 1 to 1713 code for a protein of 570 amino acids. Gene Ontology annotation, molecular function: protein binding. Lineage: Eukaryota; Fungi; Basidiomycota; Agaricomycetes; Polyporales; Polyporaceae.